Molecule: messenger RNA, 2026 nt
Organism: Rosa rugosa (rugosa rose)
Lineage: Eukaryota; Viridiplantae; Streptophyta; Magnoliopsida; Rosales; Rosaceae
Product: transcription factor bHLH30
Exons: 3
Coding region: 293-1357 (354 amino acids)
Biological process (GO): regulation of DNA-templated transcription
Molecular function (GO): DNA-binding transcription factor activity; protein dimerization activity
Source: RefSeq, a predicted model, not a curated record
CACAUUCAUAUUCAUAGAGAGAGAGAGAGAGAGAGAGAGAGAGAGAGAGAGAGAGAGAAUAAAGGGCAAGAAAAACAAAGGAACCAAAAAGAUACCAACAAAGCACAAAGGAAAGGGAAAGCUCAGUUGAAAACCAAUUCAAGGAUAAAAAGGGCCUUCUUCACUCAUCAAGGGCGUGGCAGAUUUAUUUUGGGGACACAAAGAGAAAGAGAGAAAGAGAGAAGCCUUUGCCUCUUUGUAUUGCUCUUUUGUUUUGCCACAACCAAAAUCAUCUUUCAUAUAUCAAGCAAAGAUGAUGUGUGGAAAGAAAGAAGAUCAAGGCGAGUGUUCACAGAGUCAUCAUCAUCAACAAGUCCAAAACAUUCAAGAGCAGUUGCUUCUCCAACAACAACAACAGAUGAUGCAACAACAACAACAAAACCACAACGAUUUGUACGGUCGAGGAUUGAUUUUCCCUCAUGAUCAAGCUCCACCUCCAAUCCUGCAGCCAUGGACUCUCCCUCCGAUCCACGGUUUCAACCCGGCCCACUUUCCGGUCCGAGGGGACAACAACAUCGACCCAUUUCUAGUCCCUCCUCCAGCUCCCUCAUCAUCCUAUGCCAGUUUCUUCAACAGAAGAGGAGCUCCAUCACUACAGUUCACGUACGACGGUUCAGCAUCCGAUCAUCACCACCUCAGAAUUUUAUCGGAGGCGCUAGGACCGAUGGUCCAGCCCGGUUCGGCUCCUUUCGGUCUUCAAGCCGAGCUGGGGAAGUUGACAGCCCAAGAAAUCAUGGACGCCAAGGCACUCGCAGCUUCCAAAAGUCACAGCGAGGCCGAAAGAAGAAGAAGAGAGAGAAUAAAUAACCACCUUGCUAAGCUGCGCAGCCUAUUACCCAGCACCACGAAAACGGACAAAGCCUCAUUGCUAGCCGAAGUGAUACAACAUGUGAAGGAGCUGAAACGGCAGACGUCUGUAAUAGCAGAGACCAGUCCGGUGCCGACCGAAACAGACGAGCUGAUCGUGGACGACGCGUCGGACGAGGAGGGCAAGUUCGUAAUCAAAGCCUCGCUGUGUUGCGAGGACCGGUCGGAUCUGUUGCCUGAUCUCAUCAAGACACUCAAGGCAUUACGUUUGAGAACAUUGAAAGCUGAGAUCACAACGUUAGGUGGACGCGUGAAGAAUGUUUUGUUCAUCACCGGAGAAGAAGAUUCAAGUAGUAGCGAAGAGCAGCAGCAACAGCAGUACUGUAUAAGCUCGAUACAAGAAGCGCUCAAGGCGGUGAUGGAGAAGAGCGGCGGAGGAGACGACUCUAAUUCUUCAGGCAGUGUUAAACGGCAAAGGACUACUAAUAAUACCAACAUCAAUAUCCUCUAAUCAAUUUUCAUAAUUUUUUUUUUCUGGUGUGGCGUGUUUUGGUGUGAUGUAGCAAACAAAAAAAAAACAGUGGAGGAUCUUUUUCGUGGUGGGAGAGAAACCUUGUAGAAAAUCCAAACAUAGAAAAUGGUGGUGUUGAGUGCGCUUUGAUCCGGUUUGAACUAAAAGUUGCAGACUUUGUUUCUAUAUAUUCUAAGUGAGCAAAUGUUGAAAUGUACUACGUAUAGCAGUGUGUGUUUUUGUUGUUUCUGUUGUAAUCUUCAUUUUCACUGAACUGGUUCAGAGUUCAGAGUAGUUUCAGACUGGGAGUACUGGUGGGAACUGGAACUAGAUGACAAUGUGGGUUAUGGUCGUGGUCAUGAUGAAGGUGACGAUGUAGUUUGCGUCAUGUGCUACGUACGUUGUUAUCGUCCCCACAACUACCACCGGGACCAGGUACCACUACUUACUUCUCUUGUCUUCCCAAUUCGUACGGACUGUGUUUUCAGGCUCUCUGGGUUUUUCAGUAAUCAAGGGAUUAGAAAAAUGGCAGAAACCCUAAUUAAGUGAUCCAGGCACUGCGUCAUCGGUCUGAGUUUGUAGUGUCGUGUGAUAUGAUUGACUGACUUUGAGAUCGACUAGAAUCUGUAUGUAUAUACACAUUAAUAUAUUAAUUAUAUAUUUUUCUUU